UUUGACGCGCACCCGUGUCUGGAGACCUUGGAAAACACAAACAAAAACACCAGCCCCGAAGACCCAGUCCCUUGGCUAGCUCUUAUGGGAAUGAAACAUUCCUCCCGCUGCCUUCUCCUCAGGAGGAAAAUGGCGGAGAACGCCGCCGACAGUAGCGAGGUUUGCACCAGCCCAGCCCAGCCUCCUCAUCCUGCUGUUGUUCCAAAGCCAGUUCAAUCUGUCAUACAUGUCCCAUUGCAACCAAGCUGCCCAGGCCGAGGCAAGAUGGCAAAACUCAUAAAUCCAGAAGAGAUGACAUCCAGAGAUUAUUACUUUGAUUCCUAUGCUCACUUUGGAAUUCAUGAGGAAAUGUUAAAGGAUGAAGUGCGCACAUUAACAUAUAGAAACUCAAUGUAUCACAAUAAACAUGUCUUUAAAGAUAAGAUUGUCCUUGAUGUUGGAAGUGGCACAGGAAUCCUCUCGAUGUUUGCUGCCAAGGCAGGAGCUAAGAAGGUAUAUGGGGUUGAAUGCUCAAGUAUAUCCGACUACUCGGAAAAAAUUAUCAAGGCCAACCACUUGGACAACAUAAUCACAAUAUUUAAAGGUAAAGUGGAAGAAGUUGAAUUACCUGUGGAUAAAGUGGACAUCAUCAUCAGUGAGUGGAUGGGUUACUGUUUGUUCUAUGAGUCAAUGUUAAACACGGUCAUCUUCGCACGAGACAAGUGGCUGAAACCUGGAGGGCUAAUGUUUCCAGACCGAGCUGCUUUGUACGUGGUAGCAAUUGAAGACAGACAGUAUAAGGACUUCAAAAUUCACUGGUGGGAGAAUGUGUACGGCUUUGACAUGACCUGUAUUAGGGAUGUUGCCAUGAAGGAGCCUUUGGUGGACAUAGUAGAUCCAAAGCAAGUGGUGACCAAUGCCUGUUUAAUAAAGGAAGUAGAUAUUUAUACAGUGAAGACUGAAGAACUGGCAUUUACUUCUGCAUUCUGCCUCCAAAUCCAGCGCAAUGAUUACAUUCACGCCUUGGUCACCUAUUUUAAUAUCGAAUUUACAAAGUGCCACAAGAAGAUGGGAUUUUCCACAGCCCCUGAUGCUCCCUAUACUCACUGGAAGCAAACUGUCUUCUACCUAGAGGACUAUUUAACUGUGAGACGAGGAGAAGAAAUCUAUGGGACUAUAUCCAUGAAACCAAAUGCAAAAAAUGUGCGUGACCUGGAUUUCACAGUAGACUUGGACUUUAAAGGACAGCUGUGUGAAAUGUCAGUAUCUAAUGACUACAAAAUGCGCUAGCAAGAGACUCCAUAAAGCUGACCUUCCAGAGGGAUGAAAAGGAGAAUUUUAUCAAGCCCUGAGUGGCUGAACUUCAAGCUAGGAACAAUUGUUCAUAAGAUUAUAAUAUCAAAUACUAGAAUGUUUACUCUGAUGGAAAGCGGUAACCUGAUUCUUCUUGCAGACAGUAUAGAGGGCUGGGAUCCCACUGUGAACGAACCGUACACGGAACUGUACUUUCGUCCAAAUUGUGGGAAAAACAAGGAACAACCUCGAGUGUUUUGGUCAAAUUUAGGAUGGCAGGAGAUACAUAUACAAAUUGUACUACUUACUGUGAAUUUAUGGUUCUUCCAAGCUUUGCAUGCUAAAAGAUGAAUGGGGCAGUUUUCUCACUAUGAAAGACCAGUACAGCACAUUACUGUGAUAGUAUUACUAGACUUACAUUCAAUGAAUAUAUAUAUUGCACUUGAGGAAAAAAUGUCAUUUCAUAAUAGGAAUUUGUUUUGUGAUUAUUUAAUUCUCAUUAUACAGUUAUAGAAAGAUGAUGCUAUCUCUGGCACUAUUCUAUAUAUUCUAGUAACUGUCCAAAGUUAAAGCUUUGGUAAAUACUCCAUGCAAAGUGUAGAUAAGAGCUGAGCAUUUACAGAAAGUACAACAAUCUUUUGGGAUGGCCUCUGGAAAACAUGGACCAUCAAUAUUAAAAUUCACCUUCACAAGUGGAUGUCUGUCAGAGAUUUAAAAACAUUAGCUUUUUAUCCUUGAAAAUAUUCUGUGGUGAGAUUUUAUAGAUGGAUUUUGCAUGACACCUGAAAUCACACACUUAGUAUUUAAAUGUGAUUAAUGCAAAGUCUCUGAAAUGGUGGGUAAUUAAUGUUCCUUGUCUAUGCCAUGUUUCAGUUCUUUGCAAGAUCCUUAACACAAAAUAAAUAAAACUAAAAAAAAAAAAGGAAAUAAUGUUUCAUUUUGGUUAUAUUUUAGCUGUUUUAAAUUGCAAAUACUGUUCUCAAGAGUGCAGGCAUUUGCAGGAAAAAGCUAAUGUCUUUGAAAAGAGUUAUGGCUUCUGAUAUUACUAAGAUGUUUGUAGCUUCCCCAUCCCCAUAUACUCCUUGUUUUUCUGACAGUAUCUCCUGCUUACAGUUAAAAUAUUAACUGCUUAUAAUUCCUCAUAUGUAUGUAUCAGCUCUUUUUGCUAUAUGAAUGUUGAUCAUUUAACCACAUGUAAUUUAUCAAGAACUUCAUCAUCGGUCCUAUCUACCCAUUUUCCAGUCUCUCUGGCGUUAAGCACUAAAUCAUAAUCCAUGUAUUAGAUGAGAUUUACUAAUUUUUUUUCCCUAAAAUCUCUUUAAUCACCUGCAAAUAAAGCAUACUUGAAGAUGUACUUUGCCAGUAUUUGUCAACUUCUCAGGAAGUUAUUUCUGUUAUUUUUUCCUUUACAGCAGCUGUACGGUGCCUCCGGUCUCUUAC
Messenger RNA from Dryobates pubescens (Downy woodpecker), 2712 nucleotides. It is a transcript of the gene PRMT8, whose product is annotated as protein arginine methyltransferase 8. Gene Ontology annotation, biological process: peptidyl-arginine methylation. Lineage: Eukaryota; Metazoa; Chordata; Aves; Piciformes; Picidae. Gene Ontology annotation, cellular component: plasma membrane. The transcript has 10 exons. Bases 85 to 1269 code for a protein of 394 amino acids. Gene Ontology annotation, molecular function: protein-arginine N-methyltransferase activity. The record is from RefSeq and is a predicted model, not a curated record.